Aureococcus anophagefferens is the source of this 2170-nucleotide messenger RNA. RefSeq lists its product as hypothetical. The coding region runs from base 32 to 1819 and encodes 595 amino acids. The record is from RefSeq and is a predicted model, not a curated record. Gene Ontology annotation, biological process: proteolysis. NCBI's taxonomy places the organism in Eukaryota, Pelagophyceae, Pelagomonadales, Pelagomonadaceae. Gene Ontology annotation, molecular function: serine-type endopeptidase activity. The transcript is spliced from 2 exons.
AGCACGCCACACGCUUCGCCCUCGCCUCACGAUGUCGUCGCCCCGCAUCAUCAUAAUCGCCUUGGCCUUGGCCACGGGGGCCGCCGCCCGCAUCAUCGUCGGCGGCGAAGAAUCGAAGCCCUACUCACGCACCCACGUCGUCUCGCUCAUCGACAAGUUCGACGACCAUAACUGCGGCGGCUCGCUCCUCGACGGCGGUCAAGUCGUCCUCACGGCGGCCCAUUGUUUCUUCAGCCGUGAGGGCAACCUGCUCCCGAACGUCGCGCGCGUGUAUUCGGCCGGCGUCCACCUGCACGACUACACGAAGCUCGACCACGUGUGCUCGAAGAUCAUCGAGGUCGAGAAGGUCCUCAUCCACCCCGAUUACGAUACGUGGACCAGCGAGAACGACGUCGCGCUCAUGUUUCUGUCGGAGCCGGCGCCGUGCGCGGCGGACGGGCGCACGAAGACCGUCACCCUCGAUCGCUCCGAUUCGUUCGACCCCUACGUCGGCGAGAAGCUCAUGGUCGCGGGCUGGGGCGCGACGAACAAGCAGGGCUCGAAAUACCCCAACAAACUGCACGAGGUCGCGCUCGACUUCAUCGACACCGACGCCUGCGCGUCAAAGUGGGGGCCGGGCUACAUCUCUCCUGAUGUGAUGCUCUGCGCGUGGGACCCCAACGAGGAGAAGGAUUCAUGCUUCGCUGAUUCCGGCGGCCCGCUGUUCGUCGACACCGCCGACGGCGGCGUCACGGAGAUCGGCAUCGUCAGCUUCGGCCCGCCUACGUGCGCCGCGUCGAAGCCGGGGGUCUACGCGCGCGUCUCCCACUUCGCGGACUGGAUCGACGAGAACGCGUUCGUCACCGAGGGAGGCGGCUCCCUCUCCGAGGUCGAGUCGGGCACCUGCGCUUCGUCGUGGACCACGGGCGACGAGGGCUGCCACGAGACGCAGAUCGACUGCCCGCCGACCCCGUGCGACGGCGACGCGGGCGGCCCCUGGUGCGUCGACGUGGGCGGAACGUCCUGGUUCUACUGCGCGCCCGAGCCCGUGACGACGACCACGACGACGGCCGCGCCCUUCCUCACGCAGAUCGAAUCCGGGACGUGCUUGCCUUUCUGGACCACCGGCAACGAGGGCUGCCGCGAGACGCAGAUCGACUGCCCGCCGACCCCGUGCGACGGCGACGCGGGCGGCCCCUGGUGCGUCGACGUGGGCGGAACGUCCUGGUUCUACUGCGCGCCCGAGCCCGUGACGACGACCACCGAAGUUCCUCAUUACGGUCAGAUCGAUUUCGAUUCCGGCACCUGCGCGUCGGCGUGGAACACCGGCGACGAGGGCUGCGAAACCGUGACGCAGGUCGGGUGCCCCGCGGCCCCUUGCGACCACGACCCCAACGGGGCCUGGUGCGUCGACGUGGGCGGGGCGUCCUGGUUCUACUGCACGCCCGAGAGCGAGGAAUUUCUCGAGAAGAUCGGUCGACGUGGACGGGGCGUCCUGGUUCUACUGCACGCCCCCCGAGGGGGUGACGACGACGGCGAAGCCCUCCUGUCCGGCGACGUGCUUCGGGCAAACGUGCGAUCACUGGGCCGAGGCGGACGGCGAUACGUGCGCCGAACUCGAGACGCCCUUCUGGGGCUGCGACUGCGCGGGUUGCGCGUGCCCCAACGACACACCGUCGUCCUGUCCGGCGACGUGCUUCGGGGAAACGUGCGAUCACUGGGCCGAGGCGGACGGCGACACGUGCGCCGAACUCGAGACGCCCUUCUGGGGCUGCGACUGCGCGGGUUGCGCGUGCCCCAACGACACACCGACGUCGACGGACCCGUGCGCCGUCUUUAGCAAGAAACGGUGCAAGAAGCAGGGCUCGUGCUCGUGGAACAAGAAUUCGAAGACCUGCUCGGACGGCUGCUCGGCGAUCUCGGACAAGAAGGCGUGCAAGAAGAGCCAAGCUCCGUGCGAGUGGAAGCAGAAGUUAUGCCAGGCCGUCGAUUGCUCCGGCAAGUCGAAACAGCAGUGCAAGAAGGGCAAGUACAAGAAGGCGUGCAAGUACAAGAAGAAGCGGGGGGGGUGCAUCCCCAAGUAGCCGACGCCAGCGUCGCGCUCCGCGCGAGCCUCGAGUAUAUCCCGCCGCGCUCCGCUCCCCCCCCGCGCGCGAGCCACUACGGUGACACCCUUAAUCCAUCUCGCCGU